Molecule: messenger RNA, 1524 nt
Organism: Kuraishia capsulata CBS 1993
Lineage: Eukaryota; Fungi; Ascomycota; Pichiomycetes; Pichiales; Pichiaceae
Exons: 1
Coding region: 1-1524 (507 amino acids)
Biological process (GO): nucleolar large rRNA transcription by RNA polymerase I; transcription initiation at RNA polymerase I promoter
Cellular component (GO): RNA polymerase I core factor complex
Molecular function (GO): RNA polymerase I core promoter sequence-specific DNA binding; RNA polymerase I general transcription initiation factor activity; TBP-class protein binding
Source: RefSeq, a predicted model, not a curated record
AUGUUCUGGUUCCAUACGAAGAUAGAUCCCUUUGGUAACCAGAAUGAAUCUGAGCUAGCAGAAAUGUUUGAAUCGAUCUCAUAUACGGAAACAUCACAUUCUACGGAGGGCCGGCGGCUUCUAGAUGAGCAUUUAAGACGGAAGUUUAACCGUGAUCUCCAAGAAACCAAAGAUGACCCAGGUCACAGACCGCCACCUCGCUCGAAAAUACGAAAAGGAAAACCUUUUCUAUCAGAGUCCUUUGAAUUAUGGCAUGAACCCGAUGAGCCUAUCGCUGAGCCGGAUUAUGAGGAAGUACCACUUCCUACUGUUGCAGAGCAGGAAAAGCUAGACCUUACGAAGGAAUCGUUGAAGUCACGGGUUACUGUAUUGGAUAAGGGCGUUGAAUUUUUGCCAAAGAAGCACUUGGUCUCUCGUCGAUUACUUAAUCAAAAAAGAGAAGACCCCGACGUUUUUUCUGAGUAUGUUGCUAAGGGAUUUCUGAGAUACCAUGUGAGAACAUUGUUUGAACUGAUGCACCUAUCCGUACUGAAAGAACGCUGGAACCAGGCCUACAGAUGUUUUGCUCUUCUCAUCCGAGUUCCCAGAAUGGAUAUCCGAGAUUUUUGGACUGUUGGACUUAAGAUUUUAAAGAAACGCGCGGAAACUAGUUUCAUACGUGUUUUUGAAGACGUCAUGAAAGAAACUCCAACUACAGCAGAGCAACUUGAAAAUUCGGCCGGUGCCGCUUCAUUUUUUACCAAUCAGCAGCUUUCUAUUCUCAGCAGACUAAGAAACCCUGAUUUUGUCAGGAAAAAUUAUUCUAACAGUGAUCUUCCGAGCCGUGUCAUAGAAGAAGCGGUGCGCAUCAACAUCAGGACUGGAAAUAAACACAUUCUCGAGUACUUGAGCUGGUUGUCCAGGUUUUGCAAAGUCUCAGACUCUGAGGCAUCACACAUAUAUCCGCAAGAGCUUAUGAACGAAACCCCAGUUCUUGAAGAAGAUGAGACACGAAAAAAGAGAUAUUCUUAUCAUCAAAAAUAUGCCGCACCGCCUUACAGGGCAGGCACAAAGAACCAGCCGAAUCCAUAUAUUGCAGUGAUGAUGUGGGAACUAUUGGUGGCUGGUGAUCUGAAGAGAUGCAAAGAUAUGACAUCGCAGUUAGUUCUUGAGCACCCAUACAGUUCUGAUGGCCUAUACUUCUUCAUACAGGGAAUGGCCCAUUAUGUUGAGCUUCAGUCUCUGGUGACGCCUCUCAGGAAUUCUGGAGAGUACAGUGAUGUAGAAGAUUACGACUUCGAUGAUACUAAGGUUUGUUCAACUCAGUUGAAGGAAGCUAUUAAUCUUUGUUUUGCCAAGGCUGCGAAUCUGGGAUUCGAGUAUCCCAAGGGGCAACUUCUCAGAGAGAUGAUGAUGAUUGACCGUUUGUUUGAAGAGAAAGAGGCCAGUGGUGCAAAUGUUAGUUAUCAAUCUGAUCAGGGUAAUGACAAUGAUGAAGACAAUACUGGGCAGCAUGGAGAUAUCGAUUCGUCCGACCUCGAGUGA